GAGCCUGCCCACUUAAGUAGACUUUGCUCAUCCGCCAUAGCUAGAGCUUAGAGAAGCGAUCGAUUCGGUCGAUUCAUCCCUGAAAAUCUUGAAGGGAUGCGCUGCCUAAUCUCCUCCCUGGUUUUCGUGGUAAGUCUAAUUUGGUUUACGCGAGAUCUUCGCGGUUAAAAAGACAAAGAGGAACAAAGAGGCAGCGCUUUUGCCAAGUGUGGCCAAAGGGCUGCGAGACGAGCGAGUGCACUGCGAGGAUCUACAAGCGCGCCGCUUCUACAGUGCUCUUGAAUCUCUUCCGGGAAAUUCACGCCGAUCUUCCCGAGAAUUUAAUGUCAGGGCUUGUAAUUGUCAGGGAAAAGCUACCAGGGAUGGAUUCGGGAAGAGGAUAGGGAAGGAAUUGGCGAGUAGAAGGGGAAUUAGAUUAGAGACUUGGUUGUGCGCGAAGGAUAAGCUCUGUAGAUAGCACUCGCUAUGGCGGCAUCCGGCGGUGGUGGGUCUCUUCCCCAGCAAUUUGGAGCGGCCAACGGUGUCUUGGGUCGAUCCAAUUCGCUACUGGGAGGGCGAUUGGGAAGCAUGGCUCUCCCGCGGCAGCAAUCGAUCUAUUCCCUGACGUUGGAUGAAUUCCAGAGCAGUCUGGGCGAGCCCGGCAAGAACUUUGGCUCCAUGAACAUGGACGACCUCCUCAAGAACAUCUGGACAGCCGAGGAGAGCCAGGCCAUGGCCGCCGCAUUGUUUAGCUCGAACGAUCCCUCCUCCUCUUCCGCGGGCGCCGUCGUCGCCGCUGAGGAUCCCUCUCUCCUCCCCCGGCAGCCCAGCCUGGGCAUCCAGCGCCAGAAUUCCCUCACUCUCCUCCCCCUCCCGCAAUCGCUCAGCGCCAAGACGGUGGACGAGGUAUGGAAGGACAUCGGGCCCCUGGACGGCUACGGUACCGCCGGCGACGCGGCGGUACCGCCCAUGAAGCCGCGGCAAGGGACUUACGGCGAGAUGACGCUCGAGGACUUCCUCGUCAAGGCCGGCGUCAUGGCGCCCGACGCCAUCGACCACGCGCAGGCCGGCUACUACCCGACCACCAGUACCGCGACGGCAAACGGCUCGUACGGAAAGGUGACGCGGGACGCCGCGGCGGUACCGGGCGGCGGGACGCCGAUACUGGGCGGUAUGACGGGCCUACUGCCCGGCAAGAAGGAACCGGUGGAGGUGAACGAUCCAAUGCUGGGAAUUGGGCUUGGGCCGGCGAGGAACAAUCUCUCCUCCCCGAAUGGAUUCUAUGCGGCGUCCAGCGCCGCGGCACAGGCGGCCAAGCAUCAGGCGGAGUGGAUCGAGAGCCAGUACAAGAAUUCCACGGCGCUGGCGCAGCAGCAGCAGCAGCAGCAGCAGCUCAUGCAGCUGGCGGCAUACAAUGGCAACGCGGCGGUAUCGACGGGGCUGGGCAUGGGACUCAACGGCGGUACCGCCGGCGGUGUGGUGUGCAUCAAGGAGACGUCGCCCGGGAGCCCGCUAUCGGACGCGCUGGACCAAAACGGGGGCUAUGGCGGGCUUUCCAACUAUGGUGGCGGAUUCGAUGGCCCCCUCCGAGGGCGCAAGAGGAUCCUGGACGCGCCGCUGGAGAAGAUUGUGGAGCGGAGGCAGCGGAGGAUGAUCAAGAACCGGGAAUCGGCGGCGCGAUCGCGAGCGAGGAAACAGGCUUAUACAGUCGAGUUGGAGGCCGAGGUGACACAACUCAAGGAAGAGAACAUGAAACUCCGGAAAAUGCAGGAGGAGGAGAACAUCAAGCGAAAGAAACAGCAGCAGGCCUUGGAAGUGAUCACUCCAAUGACCCAACACCUCCCAAAGAUGCUCAAGAGAACGCUCACGGGACCCUGGUAACCACGACGCUUGUACGGAAGAACCUUUGAUCCAUCGCUCUCUCGUAAGAACGGAGGUACGAAAAGGAAGAAACGUUUCCGAGAGGACAAACGAGGCCCGGGGCGGUCCCCGCAAUCUGAUCCGUCCAUUGUCCUCUUGCGUGUACUUGGCGAUCUACAAAGCCCCACUGUUGCUCCUUAUUAGAUCGCUUGGCUCUCUCUUGUUUAAAAGCAUUGUUCUAUCCAGCUUCCAUUCCACUGUA
Selaginella moellendorffii is the source of this 2101-nucleotide messenger RNA. RefSeq names its product bZIP transcription factor 46. The record is from RefSeq and is a predicted model, not a curated record. NCBI's taxonomy places the organism in Eukaryota, Viridiplantae, Streptophyta, Lycopodiopsida, Selaginellales, Selaginellaceae. Gene Ontology annotation, cellular component: nucleus. Bases 466 to 1860 code for a protein of 464 amino acids. Gene Ontology annotation, molecular function: DNA-binding transcription factor activity. Gene Ontology annotation, biological process: positive regulation of DNA-templated transcription. The transcript is spliced from 4 exons.